UACUGAUCAGAACAACGUUUCGCUCGCUCAUUCGCUUCGGUCUCCGUCCGAAAUUCUGUGUUACCAACAAACCGAGAGACCCCCAAGAAUUGAUUCGGAGUUUGGAAUACACAGUUAACUCAAUUGUGUAUUCAAUAUUCAUCUCUCUCCCCCCACCCACCCCCACAAAUUUAUAGAGAAAGAGGUAAGCGCAACAAAGAGCCACAACGCAAACACAUUCAAGCAUUGCAUAGUGCAUUUGCUUAGCUAGCUGCUUCGCUCUCUGCUUUUGCUUUUAGCCAUACUUAAUCUAUUUAUUAUUUACCUACUUAAAUAUACAGCCCCGUCUCGCAGUACCUCGUUGAACACUUUCGAGGGAAAAAGGGUCCUUUCUGUUCAGUCUCUGCAAUUUCUGAUAUUUUCCUGCUUUUGCGUCUCCUCGCCGCUCUGGAGUUGCGGUACUUCCCUUCUCUGUGCAAAUUAGUGGCGCAUUAAAACGGUGGCUUUUAUUGUGAAGCUCUGUGCAUCAUGAAUGGUAAAUUCUGAAGCAUCACUGCUGCUGCUCCAACUGUGUCAGAGCACUUAACUAACUCAAACAAGAGGAAGGUAAAAGAAUGCAUUAUUGAAAGCAAAGGCCAUUUUGUUUUGGGAGACAGAUCUGCGGUUUCCUUCUUCAACCUUUAGGAGAAAGAGACAUUUCGACCGAGGAGAUUUGGAUCCUGCCUUUCGCGUAUUUCGGAGACAAUGGUGCCUCAGAAGCAGGCAGAGGAAGCCAUAGUCACCAACCUCACCGAAACAGAGAAUGAUGGAGGCACAGUGAGGGAAGAAGAGAAGGAACAAGAUAACUCCAUGUUCACCCUCAAGAGCUUUCUCUGGCAUGGCGGCUCCGUCUGGGACGCCUGGUUCAGCUGUGCUUCAAAUCAGGUAGCUCAAGUUCUCUUGACGCUUCCCUAUUCCUUCUCCCAACUGGGGAUGCUUUCGGGUAUAUUGCUGCAAGUAUUUUACGGCCUAAUCGGAAGCUGGACCGCUUAUCUAAUCAGUGUCCUCUAUGUGGAAUACCGUACCAGAAAGGAAAAGGAAAACGUUAGCUUCAAAAACCAUGUCAUCCAGUGGUUCGAAGUGCUUGAUGGAUUGCUGGGUCCGUAUUGGAAAGCAGUGGGGCUGGCCUUCAACUGUACUUUCCUCCUCUUCGGAUCCGUGAUUCAGCUCAUAGCUUGUGCAAGUAACAUCUACUACAUAAACGACAAAUUGGACAAACGAACUUGGACAUACAUAUUUGGAGCUUGCUGUGCAACCACUGUGUUCAUACCAUCGUUUCACAACUAUCGAAUCUGGUCAUUUCUGGGUCUGGGAAUGACCACUUACACGGCUUGGUAUCUAACAAUAGCAGCGCUUGUUCACGGCCAGGCAGAGGGGGUGACUCACUCGGGUCCAACGAAGCUGGUGCUGUACUUCACCGGAGCAACUAAUAUACUAUACACGUUUGGUGGGCACGCCGUUACUGUGGAGAUAAUGCACGCCAUGUGGAAGCCACAGAAGUUCAAGUACAUCUACUUGCUGGCCACUCUCUACGUCUUCACUCUCACUCUUCCGUCCGCCUCCGCCGUCUACUGGGCCUUCGGCGAUCAGCUCCUCACCCACUCCAACGCUUUCUCUCUCCUCCCCAAGUCCCGCUUCCGUGACGCCGCCGUCAUCCUCAUGCUCAUCCACCAGUUCAUAACAUUCGGGUUCGCGUGCACGCCACUGUACUUCGUGUGGGAGAAGGUGAUAGGGAUGCAUGACACCAGAAGCAUAUGCCUCAGAGCACUGGCCAGGCUGCCCAUCGUCAUCCCCAUCUGGUUCUUGGCCAUCAUCUUCCCCUUCUUCGGCCCCAUUAACUCUGCCGUCGGCGCCCUCCUCGUCAGCUUCACCGUCUACAUCAUCCCUUCCCUCGCUCACAUGCUCACCUACAGAAAAGCCUCCGCCCGACAGAACGCAGCAGAGAAGCCUCCCUUCUUCAUGCCGAGCUGGACCGCAAUGUAUGUCUUCAAUGCCUUCGUUGUGGUUUGGGUCUUCGUGGUUGGAUUUGGGUUCGGAGGAUGGGCCAGCAUGACCAAUUUCAUCAAGCAAAUUGACACGUUCGGGCUCUUUGCCAAGUGCUACCAGUGCCAGCCGUCAGGGCUGCCGCCGCCCAAGGCGGCACCGCCCCCCCACGCACGUCAUCUCUGAACGGAGGUGCUGGUUGGCCCGUCUCAACAUAUGGAAGUUGUACCCUUGAAAACUGCCGUCUUACAGUUACCAUAUUUUGUAUCAUACAUGGGGAAUAGUAGUGAUACUUCCCCUUUUUCAUUUCACGUGUGUUGCGCUUUUUUUCCCUCCCGGGUUAUAUUCAAUCCUUUUUUUUUUUUAUUACUAUAUAGUAAUUUUUUAACUUGUUAGUUGAUGAUGAAAAGAAAUAGUGUGUCUAGUGGUUGUGAUUUUCUUUGCUAUAUAAAUGCAUGGGUUAAUGCAUUCGAAAGAAAAACACUUAUAAAUGAUGUAGUAUUUUCUUUUCUCUUUCA
Molecule: messenger RNA, 2519 nt
Organism: Prosopis cineraria
Lineage: Eukaryota; Viridiplantae; Streptophyta; Magnoliopsida; Fabales; Fabaceae
Product: auxin transporter-like protein 2
Exons: 9
Coding region: 724-2187 (487 amino acids)
Cellular component (GO): plasma membrane
Source: RefSeq, a predicted model, not a curated record